UAUAUCUGAUUUUAUAAUGAUGACAUAAGACUUAUGUAAACACGGGGAACUCACAUGGCCAGAACCCACGACCUCCCUGCAACGAUAAAUUUGACUCAUAACACAUUUCGGUUUUAAGAAGUUCAGACUAUUUUAAGGAGCGAGCAAUAAUGAUAGUGAAGUAUGCUCUAGGAUUAUGUAUCCUAGGAACAUGUCUCUUGAAUAUCGAUGCCUGGCUUUUCGAUGUAAAUUCUGGGGACAGUAAAUGUACAUCAGCCGGAGGGAACUGUAAAACGAGCGGAUGCUCUGGAUCAUGGAAAACUGGACUAUGCUCUGGCGCCGCAAAUAGAAGAUGUUGUGUAGAAAACAGUGGGAAUGACGGAAAAUGUACUUCAGCUGGGGGGAGCUGCAAAACGAGUGGAUGCUCUGGAUCAUGGCAAUCUGGGCUGUGCUCUGGCCCCGUGAAUAGAAAAUGCUGUGUCGGUGAUGACUCCCAAUGUACUAACGCCGGGGGAAAGUGCCAGACAACUUCCUGUGAUGGGUCAUUGAGGACUGGACUCUGUUCUGGCCAAACGAGUAGACGUUGUUGCAUCAAGAGUAGUGGCAAUGGCAACAAGCUGAGCCACUCCCAGGCUGCGUCAAUGCUCUCCCAAGCAGGCAUAAGUACCAGCUCUAGCGGAAGAUGUUCCAACAGGAAUGUUCGCACGUGCACGAGUCUGGAGCAGAUAAGACGAGCAACUAUCACAGGGACAAUCAACGAGCUCAAAAAACCCAGCAGGUGUCCCGUGAUUGUUACCGGUGGAACUGAGAUUGGUCACGCAGGGGGUACGUACAGUCAUUGGAAUGGCUAUAAGAUUGACCUUGGUCUCAACUCUUGCCUUGACAAAUACAUCAAGAAGAAUUUCCCUUUCCACCGCAUGAGAGGACGUUAUCCAGUGUACAAGGCCCCGUCCGGGAACGAGUAUUGUCUGGAGGGAAACCAUUGGGACAACACAUACUACUAAAAUAAACAAAAUUGGGGUAUACAUUGUAUAAAGGGGGAGCACAUUCCAAUCUGUUGAGAAGUUAUUCAUAUCCUAGUUGUAAUGAUAUUUAAUAAAAUGCAAAAAGUGUAAUAAAGUUGAAGCAACAUGGUUUACUCUAUGGUUUUG
Molecule: messenger RNA, 1130 nt
Organism: Owenia fusiformis
Lineage: Eukaryota; Metazoa; Annelida; Polychaeta; Sabellida; Oweniidae
Source: the annotation of a GenBank genome assembly